AAACAUUUCAUAGCAAUUAUUAACUGGUUUAACGGUUCGAUAGGAAAACUGUUAACGGAUUUAAGUAAUUGAGUUCUUCGACAGAAAUGAGUGUCAAUCCCAUCAAAUGGAAGACCAAAAAAUCUAAGACAAAGAAGACAACAGUUUUGAGUAAAAAGAAGUCGACUAAAAGUGUUGAAAUAAACUUUGUUUUAGAGAAUUCAAACGAUGAAAGGAAAGUAUGGAUGGAAAAGCUGUUUGAUCUUCAAAGAAACGCCGUUUUCGUCGACUCCAAUAUCGUGACCUCAGACUUCCAGAAGUUCCCCAUUGAUCGCAAUCUCUUUGCAGCCAUCAGUCCAUACUUUAUGGCUCUCUAUUCAAAUGAAUUGUAUUCAGAAAAUCAGAAUCAAGAAGUGUUUUUACCGGACAUCUCAUCAGAGAUCAUAAAAAUCAUUAUUCAUUUUGUAUAUACGGGACAACUGAUUGGCAUUAAUGACCACAAUAUUGAAGCACUUAUUCAGGCAGUGAAUAGACUUCAGAUCAAUGGUGCGACCGAUUAUUGCUAUGAAUAUUGGAUCAAAUCGUUAAACAUAAAGAAUUGCAUUCGUAUCUAUCAAAUGUCACGAAUCCUUUUUGCCACUCAAGUCAUCGAAAAAUCAAAAGAAUUUAUUCUUUACAACUUCACUGCAAUUUGCACCGAAUGUCCAGAUUUUUAUUCACUUAAUAGAGACGAAUUGGCAGACCUUUUAAGUGAUGACCGAUUGAAUGUAAGCAGAGAAGAGUUUACAUAUUCAGCGCUUAUUUCUUGGAUUUCGGCUAACAAUCAACGCGUCCAACAUUUUGAUAAAUUGCUUAAAAUGGUCCGCUUUGGCAAUUCAUCUCUUAAAUUUGUUGAAUCGACUGUCAGAGAGAAUAUUCUCGUAAAGGAUAAUCAAGAGCUGAGUUCUUAUAUGAAUAGAGUUUACGACACUUUGAGUGAUAUUCACGCAAAUCCAUUGCCGUCAAAGUUUGACAUUCAUUUACAUCCGUUUUUGAGACCAAGAAUUCCUCGAGAUAUCCUCUUUGUCUUUGGCGGUUGGAGUGCCUCUAAUGCCAUCAACAACAUUGAAACCUAUGAUUGUAGGGUCAAUAAGUGGUAUAACAUUGAUAAUCAGUGCUUAAUUCAAGCGCCUUAUCGUUCAUAUCAUGGCUUACUUUCAUUUAAUGGUUUAAUUUAUGUCAUCGGAGGCUUUGAUGGUCGACAACAUUUCAAUACCGUUUUUGCCUUCAAUCCAUUGAUCAGAACUUGGUCUGAGAAGUCCUGUAUGCAUACUCCGAGAUGUUAUGUAAGUGUUGCAGUUUGUGAUGGAUUCAUAUAUGCAAUGGGAGGAUUUGAUGGAAGUGUUAGAACCAGUUCUGCAGAGAGAUAUGACGUGAAGACAAAUCAGUGGCAAUUCAUUGCUCAUAUGAAUCACGCGAGAAGUGACGCGUCUGCGACAUCAAUGGGCGGAAAAGUUUUUAUCGUCGGAGGCUUUAAUGGCAGUGAAGUGCUAAGAAGCGCUGAAUUGUACGAUCCGGAGACCAAUGAGUGGACACUUAUAGUACCAAUGAAUACUCCAAGAAGUGGCGUCCAAUUGGUUUCUUAUGCUAAUCAAUACUUGUUUGCUAUCGGCGGUAAUGAUGGCAACACAAGACAGACAAGUAUUGAAAAAUAUGAUACUCACACAAAAAGUUGGACACAAUUGACUAAUAUGUCUACUCCUCGAUCCAACUUCGCGUGUGCUGUACUUGAAAACAUCAUUUACGUGAUCGGAGGCUUCAAUGGAACGACAACUAUAGCCGAAGUGGAGUCCUAUAAUCCGGUGACCAAUAGUUGGCAAGAAAUGUGGCGAAUGGGUCAACACAAGAGUGCUUUAAGUGCUUGUGUUGUCAGUGAACUGUCCAAUAGCCAGAUAUAUACGUGGCUCCGACGGGAACUCAAUAUCAAUGCCAAUCGAUCACAAAUCACCACAAGAAGACCAAAUGCCACAAAUUAGUUACCCAUUUGUUUCAAAGAGUCUAAAAACUAAUUAUA
This is a messenger RNA of Oppia nitens, 2032 nucleotides long. Its product is annotated as kelch-like protein 10. Gene Ontology annotation, molecular function: protein binding. The coding region runs from base 87 to 1994 and encodes 635 amino acids. The transcript has 12 exons. The record is from RefSeq and is a predicted model, not a curated record. Lineage: Eukaryota; Metazoa; Arthropoda; Arachnida; Sarcoptiformes; Oppiidae.